AUGGAUUGGAUCUACUCGUGGAAGGAUUCCAUUUUCUACGGGAUUUGUAGUUGCAGUGGAAGUCCGGCGUACCAUGAGAAGGACCACCCAUCACACCACCAUGAUCGGAUCGACAUGCCACUCCAGCUCAAGGCUUACAGACGCAACUCAUUGAACACCGACGGAUACUACAGAGACUUGGAAAAGAUGCAUGAGCAUGGGCUGUUCACAACCGGAGUUAAUUAUAAUGCAGAAAAAGUCGAGGACUUCCUCAACCUCAUCGAAAGGAUGCAAAGCAACCGAUUGGACGAUCAGCGGUGUGAUUUGCCAGAGCGGGUACAAUAUUCUUAUAGCUCAACAAAUGGGUCAGAAUAUUUUAAUAGCUCAACAAAUGGGUCAGAAUGUUUUAAUAGCUUGCAAAAUGGAUCAAAGUGUAUGCUCAAUCACGUUGGUCCAUACCCCCAAAUCGUGCUCCCCGCCAGUGGAUUCUGGAUGGACGGCGUCAGCUCUCACCCAUCAGGAUGUUUGGAUAAGGCCAAGGCCCGGGACCCAUUCAACAGUUUCGAGAGGUUCAAACUGGAAACUGACGAGUCGUGUCAUGUCUACAGAAAGCAGUUUAUGCCAAAUGAGCAUCACGACUUCUUUGCCCACGAUCCACUUGUUGGUCCCCUAAUCCUUAGUGUCCAGGCUCAGAAGAUCUCCUCUGCUGACGCCUUCAACAUCAUUCUCCGAACUCGCAAAGGCACCACCAACAAGAUCAUCUCGGCCGCCGCGCUGGCCGACCGCCCGUCCGCCGCCCGUAUGGCAAAAGUGCUUUGCGAGGAGAUUACCACAGAGCAAUUCUCACCAAUCGCCUUUCCUGGAGGACAGGAGUUGGUUAUGAAUUACGAUGAGCACAUUUUGACGAAUACGUAUAAAUUUGGAGUUGUUUAUCAGAAAGGAGGACAGACCACCGAGGAGCAAUUGUUUGGAAAUCCACAAGGAAGUCCGGCGUUUGCAGAGUUUUUGUCAUUGUUGGGAGAUACUGUACCGCUUCAAGGAUUCAAAAAAUAUCGCGGUGGACUCGACACUGUCCACAACCAGACCGGUCACCAAUCGGUGUUCACUCAAUUCCACAAUCGAGAAGUCAUGUUCCACGUGUCCACAAUGCUACCGUAUACCAUUGGCGAUGCUCAGCAACUUCAGAGAAAGCGCCACAUUGGAAACGACAUCGUGGCGAUCAUCUUCCAGGAGGCCAACACUCCAUUCGCUCCGGAUAUGAUUGCAUCCAACUUCUUGCACGCUUAUGUUGUGGUACAACCAAUCGACGCACUGACCGACAAAGUCCGAUACCGAGUAGCCGUUGCCGCUCGUGACGAUGUCCCUUUCUUCGGACCAACCCUUCCAAAUCCACCAGUCUACAUGCAUCAUACCGACUUCCGAAACUUCUUGCUCACAAAACUCAUCAACGCCGAGAACGCCGCCUACAAGAGCUCAAAGUUCGCGAAACUCGCCGAACGUACCCGUGGAUCCCUUCUCGAUGGGCUGUAUGCAACGUGUAAGGAGCGUUCCGAAUUCUACUCAUCGCCACUUUUGGAGUCCACGUCUUCAUCUGAUAGCCACUCGACGUCGUCGUAUGGAAGUGGAAUUUUGAACUCGGUUAAGAAGGCGUUCAUCGGAAGGAGUCGUUCGGUGUCGCAAGAGGCGUCGCAUGUCCCACACAGAGCCGCCACGAUCAAUGUGGUCACUCGUCCCAAGAAAUCGGUUUCGUCGACGAGCUCUAGUGCGUCGGCAAGGACACACAGCCCAAUUAGAGAUGAUGUGCCGAAAACUUAUGGAAGAACCGACUGGGACAUCUCCUCCCAAGAGUCACCAGACAACGAACACGAUUCGGACACUGGAAUGGAAUCGAUGUCGUCCACUGAGCUCUCCAACCAGACUCGCGCCUCCUCGUGCACAUUUUGCGUAGAAGACUUCCAAAACGCCACGUCAUCAGAUGCCAAACGUCUGGAGACGUUAUGUGUUGAUGUUCAGCGUCUUCAAACUGAAAAAUCAGAUUUAUUGAGACAAAACGUUUCCUGCAAGACUGACAUCAAGAAGUUGAAGGAUCGCCAAAGUGUUCUAUCCGAAGAGCUGGAACGUGCCAACGACGAAAUCUCCCGUCUCCGUCGAAUGCUCAAGAAGCCAUCGAACAGCGACAUGGCACCGAUUCAUCAACAUUUCGAAAGAAGCUACUCGGAUGUUUCAGUUUGA
This is a messenger RNA of Caenorhabditis briggsae, 2211 nucleotides long. The transcript has 11 exons. The record is from RefSeq and is a predicted model, not a curated record. Gene Ontology annotation, molecular function: GTPase activator activity; protein binding. Gene Ontology annotation, biological process: activation of GTPase activity; regulation of small GTPase mediated signal transduction. Gene Ontology annotation, cellular component: cytoplasm. Lineage: Eukaryota; Metazoa; Nematoda; Chromadorea; Rhabditida; Rhabditidae. The coding region runs from base 1 to 2211 and encodes 736 amino acids.